AUGGAUGUUGAUGAACCGAAUCCUAUUGUGAUAUCAGAUUCUGAGGCCACUGAUGAGGAAAUUAGUAUCAUAUACGAACCCGAAUUCAAUGAAAAUUAUUUAUGGGCAGAGGAAAACGUCCAAGAAGCAAGCAGAUCACAGAAAAUUGUCACUGAGAGGUUGAGCCUGGAUUCCACUGCUGGAGAAUCUUGUACUCCUUCCGUAGUAACUGAUACACAAGUUACUACGGGGCUUCGGUGGUCUUUGAGGAAGAGGAAGGCUAUUCAAAAGAUGCCAUACAGUUUAGAACGCAUAAAGCAUAGGCAGUUGCUAGAGGGCUAUGAUAUCUCUAGUUUUGACAGCAUUUCGAAUCAGUUGACCUUACCGAAGAACGCUUCUACAGUGAUUCACUCAAAUGAUAUUUUACUUACAAAGAGAACUGGUAAACCCUUAGAUGAGCAGAAAGAUGUUACAAUCGACUCCAUUAAACCCGAAAACAGCUCGGUUCAAUCUCAAAGAUAUGAUAGUGAUGAAGAAAUACCAAAGAAAAGGCAUCGUACUUUUAAAGACCUCGACCAGGAUAUAGUAUUUCAAUCAGGUGAUUCUACGGAAGAUGAACAAGACUUGGCUAGUACAAAUUUACAGAAUACUCAAAAUGACGAAGUAAUAUUUAGAGGAAGAGUAUUGAAUGUAAGAACUGGUUACCGUGGGGUCCUGCCAAGAGUUGCUUGGGAAAAGUCGUUGCAAAAGCAGCAGUCUUCAAAAGUCACGAAAAGAAAAACUCAAUUAUUGAACCAUAAGGGUGUGGCUAAGAGGAAAAUGAACAGAAGCGCCCAUAUUGAAGAUGAAGAACAGAACUUAUUGAACGAUCUUAUUGCACCUGAUGACGAACUGGAUAUCGAGGAAAACGCCCCUCCAGAUAUAUACUUAGGAAAUCUUCCAGAGGAUCGUGAGGCUAACGAAAAGGAAUUAAAGGAAUUGCAAGAAUAUUAUGAGAGCAAGUAUAGUGAAGACGCACAAUCGGCUGGAACUUCUGGUUUUAAUUUAAAUGAGGAAUACCGCAAUGAACCAGUGUAUGAGCUGGAAUAUGACGGACCGGGGAGCUGCAUAUCACAUGUGUCUUAUAAAGACCAGCCUAUUAUUUAUUUGAAUUCACGGCAUUCAGAUAGCGGAUUUAGUGAGCAAUACAAUAUAUCUGCCGAAGAUAAUCAAAGUGUAAUUUCCCUAGAUGCUGCUGAAGAGCAUAACGAUGGUAUAAUUGACAAGAUGUUGGUUAAACCUAAAAGAAUUAAAGCAACCAAUGAUGCCAACUUUUUGAAUACAAAAAGUAAGAGAGUGAGAAGAUAUAAGUACAAAUAUCGAAAUUCUUGUCUGGCCCCAAGUACAAAAGCUAUCAAAGUCGGAAAACGGUCAGCGCAUAAAUCUCAUUUGGCAGCUAAUAAUCCAGUUUCAUUUGUUUCUAAGAAGAAUCAUGUAAUUGAUGAUUAUUUUUUUGAAGAAUUAGAAUCUCAAUCCCUAGAACAGGAUGACAGCUCUUCUCUCAAGCCACAGAAAAAAAGAAGGAAGAAGAAAGCACCUAUAUACUCAAGUUUCUCCGCUGAUCUUGAAUCGAGACGAAAACCAGUUUUCAAUACUGUUGUAGAGGUUCCCACGAACCGAUACGCUUUCACAAAGCCAAAUGUACGUAAUAGGGACAGCAUUAAUCAUGACAUGGAAUUUGAGGAAGAAGACUCCAAUCAAGAGCUUGGACCAAUAAUGGUCGUACUUGACUCAAUUUUACUAAAAAAACCUUUUGAGCCACCUAAUUUCUUCAAGAUCCAGUUGUCAGACAAGAGUUUCUUGCUAUCAAAAUUGAAUCCUGCAGAUAUAGCUACAUCAUUACAGAAAAUAUUCAGAGUAAUCAUUGAUAAAGGUAUCACUGAUACUGAACUAGUUCACUUUAACGAAAGCCUUAUUGCUUUUUUGGUGCACCUUGACAUGCCUGAACUAUUCGACUUAAUAGGUGAAUUUCAUCGUGAAUUUAGAUCGAAGGUCAAUAGCUUGAGGAAAAAAGCUAAACCAAUCCAUUUUUUUCAAAUUGCGGCAUGCCAAUUAAUGUUUCUAGAAAUAUCAAGAUAUAACAAAAUUUCAGCCGCUGCAAAAUUCGACAUGGAUGUCAAACUCUUAGAUCAUAUUGUGUCUUUCUUCAAAUUACUUUCUGUCUGUUAUGAUUCUGUUAUGAAAAAUCCAAUGCAAUAUCUGUACACAAGUUAUUAUAUUCUCUCUGCUGUCGUUGAUGUCAUACAUAAAAAGGAAGCUUUGUGGGAUUUAUUUCAAAAGCACCCCUUUUCGCCUCAUAUUUCACUGUUGCUGGUCAACAUAUUUCCUACGAAAGUCUGCCGCUGGCAGGUUUUGAGAUUAGAUUCUGAAUUCCAACCCUUGAGUUCGGCAUUUCGGUUCAUCAAUUAUUGCAUUGAGACUUGUAAUUGGAAUGUUACAAAUUCUUUGAUUCUUUCUCUCGAUCGCAUAUUCAAACGGAGAAGAUUUUCGGACUUUGAAGAAGAGUCUGAUUUGUCACAAAACAAUAAGAUAAUUUAUCCUCCAACGAAUCAGCUUACGAGUCGAUUAAUGUUUAACAGAUAUUUGCAUCUACUGACGUUGUGUGAAUUGUCUAGUUCUGAUACACAACGUGUGAUACCGAUGGGUGAUAUUUCUAUGAAUGAUUCUCUAUCUGUUUUGAAGAACCGCCUCAACCUACUAAUUGUUCUAGCUACACGUUUUGAUUUAAACUUAGAGAAGCGCUUCCAAGAGCUAACACGACCGUUAUAUAGUAAGGAAUAUUUAAACUUGCAUACACAGAACACAGUCAGGACGAUAACAACAUUGAUCAUGCAGGCCAGCCUUUCAUUCCUGGAAAUCAGUCGAAUCAAAAAUCAUCCAUUCAGUGGAAAAUUUAUUGCGUCAUUAUUUGAUAAACUAGUACUUCAACAACCUUCCAUAUCGGGAGUAACAGAAAAUUUUUUGAAAGAAUUCACAAAUUUAGUCUCCAAAAUGAAAAGAAAAAGCGUGAGUAUGCUCAAAUUUCUGUAUCCUUCACUGGUGGCCAUGUCUCAAGAAAAUAUAUUCGAGUCGUCUUUUUUUUUAUUAUUACAGGUAUAUUUGAAGAGCUUAGAUGUGCUGGGUCCAACUUGGGUGCAAAAUUAUCUUUUUCAGUUUAUAAAGAGCAAGGCUCAAGAAAAUGAAAGAUGGAUAGAAUGCUAUUGUCAGAUCGGAAAAUUCCUCGUAGAUUCUGGUAUAUUUACCUGGUGGACUUUCUUUACCUAUAACGGCUUAGAUGCUGCAUUACACUUUCAGCUUGCAUUUCACUCCCUUAUUAUCGAUUUCUGUGAUACAGACUCUUUUGAAUUACUGAAAAAACCGCUUUAUUCCAUUGCUUCUGAUUUGCUGCUCAUUUCCAAAGAUGACGCUUUCUAUCACUUUCUUUCCAAUCUGUUGAAGAGGGCACAUAUCAUAGUAGCAGAUUUGAAACCUGUUUCCGAUGAGAAUGAACUCCUGCGAUUGGCUUAUAUUUUUUCUAAAGCAUUGAAAAAAAAUGCAUAUCAAGAUCUAUUAGCUGUUUUCUUAUCCCUGGCGAAAAAACAUUACGAUGAAGGGGACAUCAGUAGAAAUUUCUUGGCAAAAUAUCUCGAAUUUCUUAACAAAAAUUGCUUGACUGAGCUAAGAAAUAAUCAACUCUUCAUCAGUCUAAGAAGGGAACUUGGUAUUUCAAGUGAUGAAGACGAAAAAUGUGCGUUCUGGGACUCAUUCAAUGAAGCAGGUGAUAUACUUUCCAAAGCUGCAUUUGUUGAAACCGGUAUUGUUCAAGCCUGUUGCACUGGGAAUGAAAUUGAUGGAUAUCUUGACAAUUUAAGCACUUUAUUCACCUCCACCAUGUUAGAGAGCCCUUUUGCAUUUUUUUCUGACCUGGUGAUAGCACACAUAUUUGAGAACAGACCUUUUUUCGACGUGAAUAUCAAGAAUUUUCUUCUAUCUCACUUCAUAGACCUUUUCAACAAGGUUUUAAAAAUGAAAUUCGAGCAGGUAUCUCCUGAUGAAUUUGCUGAACUUUGCAAAGUAUACAGGGCGUUAUGUAUUGAGUGCGCAACAGACGACACCUUUAAUAGUAAUAGUGAUUUGAUCGCCGCAAAAGAUGCGUUUUUGGUAUCUGUGUUGAGAAUCGCAGAUGGGUUUUGGGAGCAUGACAAACUUUUGCAGCUAAGGAUGCUUGAUAGUAAUAUGAACAUACCUAAUCAGAUUCCUCAUACUACUUUGCAAAGUUCGCUAUCUGCGAUUGUAAUAAAGAUAAUAGAAAGUAAUAUAGGAAAAAUUGAGGCGUCUGAACCUUUCAAAACCUUCAAGAAUACGUAA
Molecule: messenger RNA, 4365 nt
Organism: Saccharomyces cerevisiae S288C
Lineage: Eukaryota; Fungi; Ascomycota; Saccharomycetes; Saccharomycetales; Saccharomycetaceae
Gene: MMS22
Product: Mms22p
Exons: 1
Coding region: 1-4365 (1454 amino acids)
Biological process (GO): replication fork processing; DNA damage response; DNA repair
Cellular component (GO): Cul8-RING ubiquitin ligase complex; nucleus
Source: RefSeq, marked reviewed